This is a messenger RNA of Beta vulgaris subsp. vulgaris (sugar beet), 645 nucleotides long. RefSeq lists its product as uncharacterized. Bases 1 to 645 code for a protein of 214 amino acids. Lineage: Eukaryota; Viridiplantae; Streptophyta; Magnoliopsida; Caryophyllales; Amaranthaceae. The record is from RefSeq and is a predicted model, not a curated record. The transcript has a single exon.
AUGAAUGCUAGUUGGUGCUGGAAGAAUAUUUGCAAAGUCAAAGAGAAGAUGAAACCGGCGUACACUGGUGACAAAUGGUUAAAUGCUGAUGCAAAAUACACCAUUAAGUCAGGGUAUAAGUGGUUACAUCCUGAAGGUGAGAAAAACAGAUGGCAUCACUGGGUUUGGAAUUCGUUUAAUAUUCCUAAACACUCACUAAUAGCUUGGAUGGCUAUGAAAGGUAAGCUUAAAACAAGAGACAAGAUGCUGAAAAUAGGAAUAAGCAGGGAAGACACUUGUGCAUUGUGUGAACAAGAUACUGAAGAUGGUCAGCAUCUAUUUUUUAGAUGUCCAUUCAGCAAGAGAGUGUGUCAUGGUAUAAUGCAGUGGCUAGGAAAACAAAGCUCUGCAACUGAAUGUCUUUAUACUCAUUGGAAGAAAUGGGGAAGUUAUUAUAGAAGCAAGAGAAGACAGAAGAUAGGGUAUGCUGCCCUGACAUCAGUUGUCAAUGAAGUGUGGAGAGCCAGAAACAACGCAAUUUGGAACCUAAAGGUUCCUUGUCCUAAUGUUGUUGUUAGUAACAUCAAGAAGAUUGUUUGUAUUAGGAUUCAGCACCAGGUGACAACUAAUGGUCUAGAGAAGACAAGGAAUGGCUGGAAAAAUUAA